Cyprinus carpio (common carp) is the source of this 1593-nucleotide messenger RNA. RefSeq lists its product as uncharacterized. The record is from RefSeq and is a predicted model, not a curated record. Lineage: Eukaryota; Metazoa; Chordata; Actinopteri; Cypriniformes; Cyprinidae.
UCUCUCUCUCUCAUUUCGAGGGACUCUAGAGCAGAUGUGAGGAUGUUCAGAAUAUAAGACUGUAAUGACCCUGUUGAGAAGUCAGCAUCGCAGUCUUCAGUAGCGCACUUGUGCUGUCUUUCUUAUUUAGACGAAAGCAUGACUGGAGUUUUGCGACCCUCCAAACAGAGAUCCGGUAUGAAGAGACCUCGAAAUGAGCCUUACAGGGUUUUUGACUAUCAACAUGCUCCAACUAUCCCGUGUGACUUUGCAUCUUUUCGACGGAUGUGUUCAUCACCCUCUUCGCCUUCUGCAGCCCUGCGGCAAAGCAGAGAAAAACCUCAGAGCAGACACAAGUCCAGGAGCAGAGGAAUCCAGCUAAGAAUGGAGGAGCUGGUGUGCAUUAAGAAAGAACUGACGGUGAUUAAAUCACAGAUAGAUGAGCUGCUGGACAGUCUGGAGCGGAUGGACCCUCAAAGCCAAGAGCUGUCCGGAGAUGGUGUGGUGUUCUCUCCGCUCCAUGGCUCUGUGAGCAGUGCGGACAAUUCGUCUGGUAGCCCUCUUCCCCCGAGGACAGACAGAGACACACAGAGCCCACAGACUGCAGACAGCAGUGAUGAAGACAGAGAGCAUGUUAAUUACUAUGAAUCAGAUUUGCUCUACAUGUAAAGACAGUUUCAGAUUCCAAAUUCAGAUACCAAGUUUUGGGUAAAAGUCACAGGAUCUCUAAUGAUGAUGUAAAGAAAACGAUCAGGAAAUAUAUUUGGAUCAGUUCCAAAUAUCCAGAUCUGCUGAAAUUGUCAUCAUGUAAAGUGAACAUGAAUCCAGUUUGAAUCCAGUUGUGGAGCAGCCGUUUAUACACACCAGAAAAAAACUAUGUGUCAUCAAAAGCUGCUGAUGAUUUUAUGAAUUAUAUGAACACAAGCUGUUUUUUCCAUGAUUUCAGUCAGUAAAAUACUGAUACGACUCAAGAGCAGGAUAAAAUUACUGUAUAGCGUCCACACACUUGUUAUUGCAAAUAUCCUACAUAAGUUAUUUUAUGGUUCUACACAAGAGCUCAACUGAUAUGGGUUAUUAAAUGAUGCCAAUAAUGAUAUCUACAUCUAUAUCAACUGAUAGACCCUGGUAUAUUGAAAAAAUAGUUCAAUUAUGUAUAUUUAUGAGAUUUAAAAUGUACAUAAACACUUAUUUAAACCCAAAUGUCAUUCAAAUAACUGUUACAUAAUUCGUAACUUUGGAAUUGGCCCAAUGACUACCAUCUACCUCUGCUGUUAACUACACAUGGUGUUUGGUCAGUGCAAGUGAUAUGUAAAUAUUUCCCCAUUAAUCACUCUGGCCUGUUUAGUUUUAUGACUAGAUUUACUGUAUGAUAGGAAUAUGUCUUUUUCUUCAUGUGAAAAUGUAGUCAAGGUCAUACACUUACUUUUUUAUUUCUUUUUAAAUAAGUCAUAAAAUAGUGAUUUCCUGCUGAAUGUUUUUUUUUUUGUAAUAUACGUUUUUGUAAUAUAUUACUGUGAUUUAUGAAAAAUAUUGUGGAAUGCUGUUUUGUUUGUAUCACUUUGUCAGUUGCAUUGUGAAUGUAUCACUAACAGAAAUAAAAAAUGCAUUCAUGUA